AUGUCACCCCGCGUAACCGUCCGCCUCGUCCCCGGUUGCUCUGACGGUGAUCCUCUCCAUGUCCCGCCUCCAGGAGCUCAUACUCAACUCGAUCCACCGACUCUGUACCUGGAAAAGAUCGGUCAACAAUGGAUGGAGAGUCGAGGUGAGGCUAAGCCCGGUGUACAGUACUCGCUGGAAGGUCUUCCCUUUGGUUAUACUCUCUGGUAUCGCCCGCGACCAUCCAAACCGAGCCAUUUCGACAAGUAUCUAUAUGGCCAUCCCGGAAAGAAGGCAUUCGACUCGCCGAAUCGAUUCUUUCCCCAUUUUCUGCAUCUGAUGAACAACAAUGGCAACAGCAUAGGCUGCCCAUGUACUCUCUGCAGUGGCAGUGCAGGCGUUCUUCCGAAAACCUCAGCCAACAGCUCCCAGGUACGCAGCUCCAGCGCGGCAUCUUCCCGAAAGGCAUCCAACUCGUCUGCUUCUCUGCCAAGCCGGCCUUCCAGUGCCCACAGCGUUCAAUCGCUUUCAGUCCCACCGCCGCAUAGUUUAGCACCACAGCACAAAGGUCGGCCAAAGAAGAUAACUCCGGGUCUCGACACGACGAACGUGGACAGUGAGGGCACUCCCGACGUCUACAGGAAUCUCAUCGACAAGCUUCGCCGGCAUCGCGAUGUGGACGAACCCAUACUUGAGCCCUUAAGUCCAGACUGGCGCGCUGAACAAGAACACCUUCCGAAAUUUCUCGACGAUAUAAAGACACAAGACCAGUGGGUCCCGCGAACUGGAGACCUUGUGCUGUAUAUACGCAACAUGCCCGACACCGUUGAAUUGGUGCGAGACAACACCACCGGAGAGCUUCAGUUGUACGAUGAGCGGCGCAAGCAGCAUCUCGGUGUUCCCCAAUGGGCGGCAGGCCUCGUCACCGAGCCGGCUACUGGUACCACGGUCUCCGAGCUCGUUGCCUCUACUCAGGAGCGCAACGUGUCCAGCAUAGGCGUACGCGUCGAACCUAUCCCAGAUCCAAACGAGUCCGACAAGUCGCUCUCUAAGAGACACAAGUACGUCUUGUUGCGGCAGACAAGCCCGUUCAUGAUGUGGAGGGACCUCUUACGCCGUAUCCCCCAGGAAGAAUGGCAUGACACUGUCAAGAACGCCCUCGCCCUGAUGUCGACGCUCUCUCUUAUGGGCAAGUAUCGGUUUCGAGGAUCUUGGCCCAACGCGAGCAUAUACUGCCAUGGGAUCUACGUUGGCGCCGAGAUGCUCGCCGUGGGCGACACAGUUCGUCUCCUUCCCAACAAGCAAUCUGGCCAGUCUGGCUGUACGGAUGUCAUGAGUGUGAAAUCCAUUCGGCUGAAGUGGACGAACUUGGACAAGGCAUCGGAUAACGACUAUGACGAGGGAAGGCCGUAUAACUCCGAGAUAUGGAUCUAUGGCUCAGCCUACACCAGCGACAGCUCACGGUCUAAUAAGCUUUGGGUGACGGAGCAUAAUGUCGAAGCCCCACGUGUAGCCAACGACUAUGCAGACUGGUACCCACUACACCCAGCCGACAAAGAGCUCGCCAUUCCCUACUCCCGUGUUCUUGGCCGUCUACACGAGCGUGACGCUACGGCAUACUUCCUUAAAUCCGCUCAUGACGACCUCCCAGGACUCGAUGUCGGCCGACAAGCUGUGGUCGAGGCGCGCGCCUUUGCACGAAAGCACGACAACCGUAUCGCUCAGGAAUCCGAUGCGACUUGGUACUGGGGAGACGACCGGGCCGACGCUCUGAAUCUCCACACCAUCAACGGCCUUGAUGUGUCUAGAUACGACCUCGACCGCGAUGUCAAAGAUCUCCGCCGCAAGUACCGCCAGCUAGAUGGUAUUGCCAGUGGAAACGCGAAGCCUACAGGCCAAGACAUUCUCGGCGGCAGGGGAUUGCGUACGUUCAUGGCGCCGGCUUUGCCACUCCGCACGAGCGGCACAAAGGCACCAAGUGAUAGCGGAAGUUCUUCUAUCGCAAGUGCCAGCCAAGCCUCACGAAAGCGUACGCACAUCGUUGACUUGGACGAUGAGGACGAUACCGAAGAGGACGAUCUUGACGAAGAGAUACGAGAGCGCACCAAGGUUGUGCAAGAUGACCGCCAAGGUCCGAUGAAGAAGAAGGCGAAGGUGAUGGUUGUUAUCGACUGA
Alternaria incomplexa is the source of this 2154-nucleotide messenger RNA. RefSeq lists its product as uncharacterized. The record is from RefSeq and is a predicted model, not a curated record. NCBI's taxonomy places the organism in Eukaryota, Fungi, Ascomycota, Dothideomycetes, Pleosporales, Pleosporaceae. Gene Ontology annotation, cellular component: rDNA heterochromatin; SHREC complex. Gene Ontology annotation, biological process: silent mating-type cassette heterochromatin formation. The transcript has a single exon. The coding region runs from base 1 to 2154 and encodes 717 amino acids.